AGUUUUCAUUUCAGUUAACGCUGCCAGCACAUUUUCUUCCUCCAAAAGGAGCAAAAAGCACAAAAACUGUUGCCUAAGCGAAUUUUAUUGGUUUACAUCUUACAAGCACGCAGACAUAAUUUCCGAUUCUCUCACUGGUUUCGGAACUUUCUUUCCCUUCCUUUUGCUCUCUUUUUCUUCCUCGUUUUUGCUGCGAAUCGUGUCUAGGGUUUCGCAUAGCUCAGAAACAGUAAUGGAUUGGGGUAAUGUGACAGCAGAGGAUCUGAUCGAUGCCCUUCGUGAAGUAGACUGGUCAUCACCACCUCGCCCUCUCUCUGAGUUCUUUUCAAGAUUCACUGUCCCAAAAUCUUCUGCCAAAUGGAACAGCCGUCUCAAGUGCAAUCUGUACUACUAUCGGACCAACUACUUCAUUAUGAUCGUUUUCAUUCUGGGACUGGGCUUCCUUAGGCGGCCAGUUGCUAUGGUGGCAGCUCUUUUGACAGCGCUUAGCAUUGCAUUUCUGAAUGAUAGCUUUGCAGGCACUUUUAGUGAGAAGGUAACAAGAACUGUAAGGCAAUUCUCUCCUCAUUUAGCUGCUAAGAUGAGACCUCCUCUAACACCUGUUAUUCGUGGACGUCCCUCAUCAAAAAGGUCAAUUCAUAUUUGUGGUCGGCCCCGUUGGGUGUUUGUCCUGGUAUUUUCAUCUGCGAGUUUCAUCCUUUGGUAUGUCUCCUGUGGUCUCUUAACUGUCCUAUGGGCACUUGCCAUCGGCCUUCUUGCCACCAUCCUACAUGCAAGUUUUAGAACACCUAAUUUGAAGGCACGACUGAACACAUUCCGUGAGGAAUUCCGUGCUGUUUGGCGUAAUUACAGUGAGCUGUAGCUUUGAUGAGCUUACAUGUGUUUGGUUGUUAUCUCGCUUGUAUAGUUGCAGUUGCAGGCUUAUUUGCUAGUUGGGCUUCAGCUGCUGCUUUUAUUGCUACAAAAUAACUUCUAAUGACUGGACAAUCUGCAGAGAACUCCAUCAUCAUGUAAAUGCCAGAACCUCUUUUCUUUCUUUUUCUUUUUCUUUUUUCUUUUUUUCUGUCUGUAAAGCCAGAUUUUCCUAUUCUAAAUUCAUAUUUGAAGAAACAUAAGAAAUUAGUGUGGGGGAACAUUCUUGGGCGAGCUAUUAAUAGCCCCUUUGUGCCAACAAUUCUGUAUUUGCUUUAGAAGAAGCACAAAACAGUUCUUUUGCACGUGUCCUAUGAUAAAGACUUCUAAGAUAUAUUCAGUGUUCAUCUAUAUGAACGCUACUAUAGCAAAUUAUCUACUUUAGCUUUUA
Jatropha curcas is the source of this 1303-nucleotide messenger RNA. Its product is annotated as PRA1 family protein A1. The record is from RefSeq and is a predicted model, not a curated record. Lineage: Eukaryota; Viridiplantae; Streptophyta; Magnoliopsida; Malpighiales; Euphorbiaceae. Gene Ontology annotation, cellular component: membrane.